AAAAGGGAAAAGUCCGCGAGGCUUUUGGAAUGUGGGGGUGUAGCCUGCCUGGGACUCGCCUUCUCAUGAAUAUUCAGAAACCAGAGAGGAGGGGUCUUAACCCUUCGUUGGCUGGCCGGCCGGAAGGCGGCCCCUCCCCCCUGCGGGCGGGAACAGGAUAUGAGCCCGGGCGGCUGGGGGGAGGGGAAGCCCCAGGCGACCGCCCCCCGCCCCACUGCUGGGACCGGGCUCUCCAGCCACAGAUGUAUGUGGCGCCGCCAGAGCCGGCGCCACCCAUCCCGGAGCCUGAGGGGUCCACAGUCGCAGACUCCAGCCUCCCGAAACUGCACCGCGUCCUGAGGAACCCCGAAGCCCAGGCCCCAGCGUCCAGGCUAGAGGACCCCAGAUAUCCAGGUGCCCAGCGCCCCCUCCUGGAGGAGCUAGGAGUCCGGGACAUCAGCGCCGCGCGACCCUGGAGGCCGAGCUUCCUGCGCCCGGUUUCCAAGAAUUUAGGAUCCCAGACCGGAGAUUCCCUCCAGAGUUUCCCAGAAAGCUGAGCCCAGGACUCCCCGGGUUUGAGGAACUUGGGAUACGGACUCCUAGCGCCCCAUCCAGCCCGUUUGGGGUUGAAGCGCCAACUACUUCAAGAGGACCCUGGAAUUUGGGGCUCCCUGCGCUCCCUCCUGGAGUUGGUUUAAUCCCUGCUCUUAGAGUUAGGGGAACUCAGGAAUCCGGCCCCCCCACCCCACGGCCCCAUCUAGAAGACUCAGGAAUUUGGGUUCCCAGCACCCCCAUCUGAGACUCAAGAGUCGACGCCCCCAGCAUCUUCCAUUUAGAGGACCAAAGAAAUUUGGACCACUGCACCCCAUCCUCCGAGAGACCCCGGAUUCUGGUUCACGGAUCCUGAGAGCCCGAAGUUCAAACCCCUGACUUGCAGAGAGACCCAGGAGUCCCGGCUCUGCGCCUCCCCGGGGACCGUGCUAGGGUCGAAUAGGAACUGGGCUGCCUCGGUUCGGGGCUGGAGACUCCCCGGGAGAAGCCGCUGAGCCACUCAGCCAUGCCCGAAGGAGCCCGUGGACUGGGCCUGUCCAAACCCAGCCCUAGCCUCGGCCGCAGAGGUGAAGUGUGUGACUGUGCGGCUGUGUGUGAGACUCGGACAGCAGCCCCUGCAACCCCCGCCAUGGCCUCCCCCCGAGGUUCUGGGAGCUCCACAUCCCUGAGCACAGUGGGCUCAGAGGGGGACCCGGCUCCGGGGCCCACCCCAGCCUGCUUGGCCUCCAGGCCAGAGCCCCUUCCGGGGCCCCCCAUCCGCCUGCAUCUGUCGCCCGUGGGGACCCCAGCUUCGGCGAAACCCUCGAGGCUGGAGCGUGUGGCCCGUGAGAUCGUGGAGACGGAGCGGGCCUAUGUCCGGGACCUCCGCAGCAUCGUGGAGGACUACUUGGGCCCUCUGCUGGACGGCGGGGUUCUGGGGCUGAGCGCGGAGCAGGUGGGCACGCUGUUUGCCAACAUUGAGGACAUCUACGAGUUCAGCAGCGAGCUCCUGGAGGACCUGGAGGGCAGCAGCAGUGCCGGGGGCAUCGCCGAGUGCUUCGUGCAGAGGAGCGAGGAUUUUGACAUCUACACGUUGUACUGCAUGAACUACCCGAGCUCCCUGGCCCUGCUCCGGGAGCUGUCAGUGUCUCCGCCAGCAGCCCUGUGGCUGCAGGAGCGCCAGGCCCAGCUCCACCACUCACUGCCCCUGCAGAGCUUCCUGCUGAAGCCUGUUCAGCGCAUCCUCAAGUACCAUCUGCUGCUGCAGGAGCUAGGCAAGCACUGGGUGGAGGGCCCAGACGCCGGGGGCCGCGAGUUGGUGGAGGAGGCUAUCGUGUCCAUGACAGCGGUCGCCUGGUACAUCAAUGACAUGAAACGCAAGCAGGAGCACGCUGCGCGCCUCCAGGAGGUGCAGCGGCGGCUGGGUGGCUGGACCGGUCCGGAGCUCAGUGCUUUUGGCGAGCUGGUGCUGGAGGGCGCAUUCCGAGGUGGUGGAGGGGGCGGCCCCCGACUUCGAGGGGGUGAACGGCUGCUCUUUCUGUUCUCACGGAUGCUGCUCGUGGCCAAGCGCCGGGGACCAGAAUACACAUACAAGGGCCACAUCUUCUGUUGCAACCUGAGUGUGACUGAGAGCCCUCGAGACCCUCUAGGGUUCAAGGUGUCUGAUCUGACCAUUCCCAAGCACAGACACCUGCUCCAGGCCAAGAACCAAGAAGAGAAGAGGCUGUGGAUUCACUGUCUCCAGCGCCUCUUCUUUGAGAAUCACCCCGCCUCCAUCCCUGCCAAGGCAAAACAAGUUCUCCUUGAAAACAGCCUGCACUGUGCUCCUAAAAGUAAGUCUAUCCCAGAGCCCCUGACACCUCCACUUGGGUCUCCCCGACCUCGAGAUGCUAGAAGUUUCACCCCUGGACGAAGGAACACAGCUCCAUCUCCAGGACCCGCCACUACCCGCCGUGGCCGCAGACAGUCUGAGCCCCUGAAGGACCCUUACGUCAUGUUUCCACAGAACGCUAAGCCUAGACUCAAGCACACUGGCAGUGAGGGGGAGCUCUACCCGCCCUUAGAGCCUCUGCCACCAGUUCCAGCUUCUGAACCCCCUGAGGACCUGGAGGACACUGGGCCCCCCACGCUGGACCCCUCUGGGACCUCAAUCACUGAAGAAAUCCUGGAGCUGCUAAACCAAAGAGGCCUCCGGGAUCCAGGGUGCCCACUACAGCCACCCCCCCAUGACAUUCCCAAGUUCCCCGGAGAUUCCCAGGUGCCAGGCGACAGUGACACCCUCGCAUUCCAAGCCCCGCCCAGCCGGGACUCUUCAGAAGAGGAGGAGGAAGAAGAGCUGGAUACGGAUGAACGGGGCCCUUCCCCACUCCACGUCCUAGAGGGGCUUGAAAGUUCCAUUGCGGCUGAAAUUCCUGACAUUCCCAGCCUUUCCAAAAGUCCUGAUGUACCCAACCUCCCUGAAAUUCCCAGCCUUUCUGAAAUUCCCCAAAUGCCCCGCCUUCCCAGUCUCUCUGACAUUUCCAGUGUUUUUGAAAUGCCCUGCCUUCCAGCCAUACCCAGUGUCCCCGACAUUCCUAGUCUCUCCAACGCUCCCACUCUCCCCUGUGACUCCUGGCUCCAGGGACCUCUGCAGGAGCCGGAUGAGGCUCUAGCCACCAGGAGAGAGCUCUUCCCUGGAAGCAGUUCUGGAAAACUGGGAGAGCCCUCCUCAGAAAGCAGGGCAGGCCAAGAGGAGGGUGAAGGAGUAUCAUACCCAGCUUUCCAGCCCCGGGAUGUCACCCAAGGUCAGGAAUUCCCAGAUGAGCUGGAGUUCCGCCCUUGCUCAGAAAUCCGGAGUGCCUGGCGGGCACUGGAGCAGGGGCAGCCGGCCCGGCCAGGUUUCCCAGAGCCGCUGCUGAUCCUGGAGGAUUCAGAUCUAAGUGGAGGCAGCGGAAGCGGGAAGGCAGGAGCCCCAACUUCGGAGAGGUCAGCGUCCCGAGUGCGAGAGUUGGCCCGGCUUUACAGCGAGCGGAUCCAGCAGAUGCAGCGGGCUGAGACCCGGGCAUCAGCCAACGCCCCCCGCCGCCGGCCACGGGCUCUGGCCCAGCCGCAGCUGUUGCCCUGCCUGCCCCGUGAGCAGGCUGAGCCAGGGCCCCUGCCUGCCUUUGGACAUGUGCUCGUAUGUGAGCUGGCCUUCUCGCUGACCUGCGCCCAGGAAUCUGUCCCCCUAAGCCCUGCUGCCCAGGUUCAAGCUGCCACAGCUGUGACUGAGCAGCGAGGCUGCCUGGACGGCCAGCGUCUAAAUGUUUCAAGUUUGCCUGAGCAACACCAUCUGGGCAUCCAGGUUCCAGCUGCUACCCCUCUGCCUGAGCAAGGAGGCCUCUGGAAUAUCCGGAUUCCAGCCGCCACACCUUUGCCCAAGCAGGAAGACCCCCCCAACGGCCAGAUGCCAGCUAUUACAACUUUGCCGGAUCAAGAAGGCCACCCGGAAAUCCAAGUUCCAGCUGCCACUCCUUUGCCGGAGCAUAGAGGCCACGUGGAUAUACCGGUUCCAUCUACCACCUCUUUUCCUGAGCAAGGAUGCCACGUGGACAUCCAAGUUCCAAUCACCCCAGCUUUGCCUAAGCGGGGAAGUUGCUCUGAUGUCAUGGCUUUAGCCGCCACUCCUACGCCCAAGCGAGAAGGCCACCUGGACAGCCAGAGCUCAACCAACACCCCGUUAACUAAGCAAGGAGAUUCUAGGGCUGUUCAGUCCCCAGCCACUGCCUGUGGCCAAGCCGUCGAUCGUUUGCUUAUACACAGAAGCAGCCUAGACCCUCAGAUCCCAGCUGACACCCCAGUGCCCUUGCAACACGACCUCCCUGACAUUCAGGUUCCGGGUACCUCACCUUUGCCUGCACAUGGAGGCCACCUAGACCAUCAGACCCCAGCCAACACUCUGCCGUCCUUGCCCCGGGACCUCCCACACUUUCAGGUUCCAGCUGCCGUACCUUCCCCGCAGCCACAAGGCCUCACGGACACCCAGGUCCAAGCCCUCCCACCUUUGCCCCAGCAGGGAGGCCUCCCGGACAUCCAGGGUCCAGCUGCUGCGCCUCUGCUUGAGGAGCAAAGCCUCACAGACCUCCAGGGUCAGAAACUGACACCUUUGUUGGAGCAGAAGAGCCUCACCAACGACCAUGUUCCAGCUGCCCCACCUUUGCCUGAGCAAGGGGGCCCUCGGGACAUUCAGGGCCUGUUACCCACCCGAGUCCAGACCACGGUGGUUUUGUCUAAACAAGGAGGCCACGCGGUCUCUCACGUUGCCAGGUCAGAGUCGUCAGACUUGAGCCCACCCCACAGUCCCCCACUCACAACCCGGCAGCUCCUGGGCUCCAACGCAGCUGCCCUGUCAAGAUACCUGGCAGCCUCAUACAUCAGCCAGAGCCUGGCGCGGCGGCAAGGGCCUGGAGGAGAGGCUCCCCCAGCCUCCCGGGGCCCUUGGCCCUCCUCCGCCCCCACGUCACGGGCACCUUCACCGCCACCCCAGCCUCAACCCCCAGCGCCCCCAGCCAGGAGGCUCAGCUAUGCCACCACGGUCAACAUCCACGUCGGGGGUGGCGGGCGGCUACAGCCAGCCAAGGCCCAGGUCAGGUUGAACCACCCUGCUCUCUUGGCAACCCCCCAGGAAUCAGUGGGCCUUCGCAGAGCUCAGGGGGCUCCCGACGCCCCUUUCCACAUGUGAGCCAGGAUGUCGCGCUUCUUGAAAAGCAGAGACUUCAGCCAGAUGCCACAGACCCUCAGAAUUCACCCGGAAGUCCAGACGCUGAACACAGGUCUAAAAAUUGCCACAGCUUUCCAACACCUGGCGUCUUUGGCACAUGGGCCUUAUUACUUAACCUGGAUUAACCCAACAGGGAUGGGCAAGGGGAUGUCAUUAAUAUUUUGUUAAUAUUAUGAAAUUAUGUAUCUUUCCCAUUCUGGGGGCCGUGGGGGAUGACAGAAGACGACAAUGAAUGGGGAGGUCUGAUACAGCACAAAUCAGUCGUUCUGAAAAUUUGGGGAAUCUCAAACUCCUUUGAGAAUUACUGAAGACUGGACCCAUUACAGUUUGGUGUGUGAUUCUAGAGGGUUUAUGAACUGCUUGAUGCCUAUCUAGGAAGGCCAAGUUAAGAAGCUUUCUCCCAAGCAGAUCCCUCAAAAUUCAUUCCCUUAGCAGUUUAUCCAGUUGAUGUGUCCCACCAUCAUCUAUUCCUCUCAUCUACUUAGCCAAUUCUAUCCACCCAGCUAUCUCUCCGUCAUCUCCCUCUGUCCAUCCGUCUUCCAAUCCAUCAUCCCACCCAUAUGUCUUGCUUUAUUCAACUUUCUCUACCCUAUUCAUCCAUCAUCCUACCCCACCCCCCAUCUAGCACCCGUUCCUCCGUCAAUCCACUCAUCUAUUAUCCCACCUGUCCGUCUUCUCCAACCAACUCUCUCCAUUCAUCCAUUUGUCCCUAUGUCCAUUCAUUCGUACAUCUCAUCACUCAACCAUCUCCUAAUCCAUCGAGCCAACCGUCCAUUUAACCAUCUCUGCCACCAUCCAUCCAACCAUUUUAAUCUCUUUACAUCCAUCCCUCCGUAAUUGGAUUCUUCUGGGUCUUGGUACUACAAAAUUUCGGAGACAAGUUCCCCGCUAAUGCCAAAAUGGAUCAGGUUUGGGGUUCUGGCAGAAGGGUCCCACAUCUGCCUUAUUUCUCUUGGCAACCACUCUCCACCCUCCUAAGUAUUCCAGUUCUCGUACCCACCCAUCGAAUUCUUCUAUCAGAUCUCUUUACUCCCUCUCUCUAGUUGGGGACCUCUACAGUGCCUCAAUAUGCCCCCACACCCCAAAGUAAUUCAGGUCUUAGGGACAAAGGCUUUUAUAUUAAGAUCGUUCUGUCCUCCUCCCAGCAGUGGUAUGCCCAGUGAGAAGCACAAUUUAAGCAGUUUCUUUGGUCAUAUUAGCUGCUUUUAUUGAACACUUAACCUCUUGUGCUUUAGUGCAUCAUCUGUUUAGUCUUCCCUGGAAUUCUCUGAGACACCGCAGCAUCAUGGCUGAGUUGAAGUCCCAGCUUUUCUAGUACUUGGUGUGUUAACUUCCCUCCGAGCCUCGGUUUCCUCAUCUGCACGAUGAGGACAGCAAUACCUGCCUCGCAGGAUCAUCGGAAAGUUUCAGUGAGCGUAUCCUUACUUCCCAAAUGUAUUUAAGCCUGACUCACCGAGGCAGUGUUCAAAUCAGAUGCCCCAGGAUCUAGUCCCAACCCAUGGAAUGAGAACCUCCAAGGCAGGAGCCUAAGAGUCUGGUUUUAACAAUCAAUUAACGGCAACAACAAAAAAUGUUGUUAUUGAGUACUAACUGCAUACCACAGGCAUUAGUCACUUUAUUUGAACUCGUUCACUCUGAGUCCUCACAACAUCCCUAAAAGGCAAGUGAGGAUGAUUCUUACCCCCCACUUUAGAGAUGAGGAAACUGAGGCACAGAGAGGAUAAGGGACUUGCCCAAACAAGUGGGAAGGAGCAGAGCUGGGACUCAUCCACACUGCCAAGCCCAUCGGCACUUUUACUUGAGGGCGUCAGGUGCUGUUCUUGUCACUGGGGGCACAACAGGGAAUAAUUCCUUGCCCACAAGGGGCUUGCAGCCUGGUGCUCCAAAGGCCCUAGGUAAUUGGUCAUUAGCUGGGUAAACUGAGUAAGUCCUGGCUCAGUAAGCGUCAGCUGCUGGCUUCUGUUCAGUUAUUGAGUGGUUACCAUGCCAUACACCAGGGCCUAGACUGAGUCGGCUUCUUGGCCUGGACCUGCUCCGCUGCAGCCUCCCGACAAAGGUCAGGGCUGAGGCUGGCCCUCCCCUCUUCCGCCCCCGGCUGCACAUUCCCAGCUGAAAGAAAGUUCCCAGCCUGGCCUGGGCUCCCAGCGGUGCCGGAAUUCCUGGUAUUUGAGGAGGCAGCAGGGAGGAAGGAGGCCGUCUACUCCAAGGCUUGGAGUGGGGAAGGAGAGGCAAGCCCCCUCAGCCACUCCAGAUGCGUCCCAGCUGUGCCUCUGGGAGGGGGCUAAGAGUCUCAGUAAGGGGGUCUCCGGACCCCGUGCGAAAACCCUGGGCACUAGGCCUGCCUCGGGCCCUCCUACUCCCUGCCCCUGAAUUCCAUUCCUCCUGCCUGCCCAACUCCUACCUCUGCUUCAUAACCCCAGCUCCAACGCCUCCUCAGGAAUACCUUUCUUGCUGGUCUACUACAGCCUGCCUUUUGUAAACUGUCUUUAGAGCUGCAAUUAAGACAGGCUUGAAAAGGAAAAGGGCAGCUGUCCACUGCCUUCUUUGGGACACUGCUGCCCUCCUUGGGAUGUUUAGGUUAAUGCCAGCCAAACCCAGUUAACCCGAGUUAACUCCAGCUCCAGUGCAAAACUUGGUGAGGUAGUUAUUUAGCCACUAGGCUAACUUUCUCACCAGCUAACACGAAGACACCUGCCUGUCACCAACGUCACAGGGAUGUUGUAAACACUUAGCCUGGCAACCAGAUGGAGCUCAAUCAACCCCGCUCUCCAUCUGUAAGAAGCACUUUGUAUGUUUUCUCUGUACACCAGUGCUGUCCCACAGAAUUUUCCUGUGACAAUGUUCUCAUCAGUGCAGCCCAGCUUGGCGGCCACAUGUGGCUACGGUUUUGGUAGGGCAGACAUACAAAAAGGGCAACUAGUCAGUAAAUCCCAAAGUCCUUCUUUUAUAAAGAAAAUUUGUGAAACUCUCCUUGAUUAAGUGUGUAAUGAUGUUCUUGCCAGUACUCAGCAGGGGGAGUAGUGAGGAAGCCCACUUGGGGGCAGAUCGCUUAAGUAUCCAGGUUGGCUGCAAAGGCUGGUAUGGAAGCACA
Molecule: messenger RNA, 8339 nt
Organism: Globicephala melas (long-finned pilot whale)
Lineage: Eukaryota; Metazoa; Chordata; Mammalia; Artiodactyla; Delphinidae
Gene: PLEKHG2
Product: pleckstrin homology and RhoGEF domain containing G2
Biological process (GO): regulation of actin filament polymerization
Molecular function (GO): guanyl-nucleotide exchange factor activity; small GTPase binding
Source: RefSeq, a predicted model, not a curated record